Messenger RNA from Microbotryum saponariae, 1519 nucleotides. Lineage: Eukaryota; Fungi; Basidiomycota; Microbotryomycetes; Microbotryales; Microbotryaceae. The record is from the annotation of a GenBank genome assembly.
AUGCCUCCCGUUGGACGGCGGCGGAGUAGGGACGGUAGAACUGGUCUCAGUGCAUCGCACCUAGCCUCAACACACCUCCCCUCUUCCACUCGAUCUUGGCUCCUCACGACGACGCUCCUCCUGGUGCUCAUGGUCCUGUCGGCGUCGGCCUCUGCCUCCUCCUCCCCACCCCGCCCACGACCCUUCUCCGUCCUCAAACGCAAUCCCACCUAUGCGCCUCUCUCCGCCUCUCACCUCUCCGCCUUCUCGACCCUGACGGACCUGAACGAGAUCCUCGAUUUCACCAACCCUUCCUCGGCGUUGAGCAAGCUCCUCGUUCCGCGAGCCGCCGGAUCGGCGAACUUGACGACCUUACAGACCUACCUCGUCGACUUCUUCACCGACUUGGGUUGGCACGUCGAACAGGAUCGUUUCACUGCCAGGACACCGAUCGGGGAGAAGAGCUUCCACAACCUCAUCAUGACCCACGACCCCGAAGCGACGAGGCGCUUCGUCUUUGCUGCUCAUCUGGACUCGAAAUACUUCCCCACCCAUCCAGAGGAUCAAUUCAUUGGAGCAACGGAUUCGGCUGCGCCUUGCGCGAUGUUGAUGGACCUCGCCAAGUCGUUGACACCUUGGUUGGAGCUACGCAAGAAACGUAUCCUCGCCCAAGGUGGGGAAGAUGGUCGGUCAACCCAAGCCGAGACGUUGCAGAUCAUCUUCUUCGAUGGCGAAGAAGCCUUCGUCGAUUGGACGGAUGAGGAUUCGAUUUAUGGCGCGAAGCAUCUGGCGAAGCAAUGGUCCCAACCGAGCACACGACCUUCGGCGAUCGAGAACGUUCCUCGCACGGAGAUGCAGAGAAUAUCCCAUUUCGUCCUCUUGGACCUGCUAGGCGCUCUCAAUCCAUACUGUCGAUCCUUUUAUGGUCCGACAGGGUGGUUGUACGACGAGUUUGCGAACGUCGAGACCAAGUUGGGACAAGCGGGGAUCUUGUGGCCGGGACAUAAGGGGAAAGCAUAUACCAAGGUCGCGAUGGCGCAGGAGGAAGGGAAUCCGAUGAAGAGCUUCUUCAUGCCAAGAUCGACGUUCGGGUUCAUGGGCAAAGGUUAGUCACCCCUUGGCCCGAGCCUACAAAAUCUCAAUACAACACUCACCGUUUGGUCCUUUCCAACAGUCGAAGACGACCACAUCCCCUUCCUCGAAGCCGGUGUGCCCGUAGUCCACAUGAUCUCCGUCCCUUUCCCCACCGUAUGGCACACCAUGCUCGACAACGCCGACGCCCUUCAUCUACCCACGAUCAAAGCAUGGGCGUUGAUUAUUCGUCUAGUCACCGUGGAGUAUUUGGGUUUGGACCCCGAGGGGGGUACGACGACUGUGAAGGGGAGAAAGGGGGAGGUCAAUGUGGAGGAUAAGGCGAAACGGAGGAAUGAGUUGGUGAGUUGCGUCCGAAGUGAUUUGGGUGUUCGAGGCGGGCGCAUACUGAUUGACAUGGUCUCUUUCCCUCGGAUGCCGUUGACACCUGGUCCUGCAAGUACAGUAG